Messenger RNA from Solanum pennellii, 1153 nucleotides. Its product is annotated as transmembrane emp24 domain-containing protein p24beta2-like. The coding region runs from base 172 to 819 and encodes 215 amino acids. Gene Ontology annotation, cellular component: endoplasmic reticulum; Golgi apparatus; endoplasmic reticulum-Golgi intermediate compartment. The transcript is spliced from 5 exons. NCBI's taxonomy places the organism in Eukaryota, Viridiplantae, Streptophyta, Magnoliopsida, Solanales, Solanaceae. Gene Ontology annotation, biological process: endoplasmic reticulum to Golgi vesicle-mediated transport; Golgi organization; intracellular protein transport. The record is from RefSeq and is a predicted model, not a curated record.
GUAGUACACCAUAACCAAGUUCCCAACUUGCAACUUCAGAAACGGGUUGUUCUUUCGGGCAAAACAUAAAGUAGAUUUGUCUUCCAUCUUCGCACGUCCCUUUUACUUUGAUGCAUUAAUUUGGUCAAACUCUUGGGAUUCCCUCUUCAAAAUUACAUUUUGUUCAAGAAAAUGAUGAGAAAUGGGUUGUGUCAAGUUUGGAUCGGUAUUACCAUAUCAAUAUUGGUGAUUGGAUUGAGCAUGAAAGGUGCAUUUGGGAUUAGAUUUGUAAUUGAAAAAGAAGAAUGUUUUUCUCAUAAGGUUGAAAUGGGGGAAACUGUUCAUUAUUCAUUUGUUGUUAUCAAGUCUGAAGGCGAUUGGCAUCACAAUAAUGACGGUGUUGAUCUUGUGGUGAAGGGGCCUUCUGGAGAACAGAUUCAUGAUCUUCGUGACAAAAUAAGCGAGAAGUCUGAGUUUACAUCUCAUCAUGAAGGAAUUUAUCGUUUCUGUUUCACUAACAAGUCGCCAUAUCAUGAAACCAUUGACUUCGAUCUACAUGCUGCUCACUUUGUAUACCAUGAUGAGCAUGCAAAAGAUGAGCAUUUCAAGCCUUUGUUUGAGCACAUCGGAAAGCUAGAGGAAGCUUUGUACAACAUUCAGUUUGAGCAGCACUGGUUAGAGGCCCAGACAGACCGUCAAGCAAUAGUGAAUGAAGGAAUGAGCAAGAGAGCCAUGUACAAAGCUCUUUUCGAGUCUUCAGCUCUUAUUUGUGUUAGUUUUUUACAAGUAUUCCUCCUCAAGCAUUUGUUUGAACGAAAGCUGGGGCAGUCCAGAGUUUAGUUUUCGGCACAGGGAGGAUAACAUUCUUCUUCCCAAACCCUGUAAACUCAGAUGUAUUCACUUUUUGUGCCUUUUUUCUGAAGGCAGAAUAUUGCCACACAAACUAGAACGACUGAUGUCCUUUUCGGAGAUUAAGUUAUUUCGAUACGUUCUUUCAGGAAUUAGUGAGAUUUUCCUUAUCUAUGUUUUAAGAUUAUCUCUGCUUGGCUUGCAAGUUCUUUCAAUGUCCGCGGCACAGUCCAUUGUUGAAUUUUGAUACCUCAAGCUGUGUAAUCAUAUUUAUUUGACAUUGACAAUUUCUCAUUAUAACCUUCAUUUUUGGCUGUUUUUGGUA